AUGAUUUGUAGCAAUAUAAAAAUCUUAUAAAAUAAUGAAAACCUCACAAGCAAGUUUCUUGAAGAAAAAAUAGAAGUUUAUGGUUUAGAAAUGCAAUAAUGCAUUGAAGUAUAUUUCAUUAAUUAAAAAUUUUAGUCCUCCUUCAUUAGAAUUGAUAAUUUUCUUGAUUAAAUAAUCAAUGACUCUUUCAAUUCCUUUAAUUAAAAUUUAGAAUAAUCAUAAUUAGCAAUGCUUCAUUAAUAAUUUAUUUUAUUUCCCUAAUUAGCAAUACCAAAUUUUGCGAAUUAAUAAUUCGGAAAUGAACUGAUUCAUUCUCUAACCCCAUUAGUGAAAUUUUCUAUUGAAAAUGAAAUAAAAAAGAAUGUGGAAGCUCUUAAUUAAGACAAUAGAGCAAUUUAGAAAGAGAAUUAGUAAAUCUAAGACCUUAAUCAUCAAAUUCUUAUAUAGUCAAAUAAUAUUAAAGAGCUUUAUAAAUAAUAAUAAAAUGAAAAUUAACUUACACAAUAAAAGUCUAAGAUUUUAGUGGAGAAUGAAGAAGUAUUGUAAAAUUAAUUUUUAUAAUAAUCAAAAUAAAUUUAAUACCUUAAUGAAAAUUUAAAAUUGAUAGAAAAUAAACUGAAAACCAAUCUUAUAAUCUUCAAUAAAGAAUUAGAAUCAAGCUUGAGAAAUUAUUCUAAAGAAUUAGCUUUUUCAACAAAAUUUAAAUAAAAAGACAUAUAAAUUUUAGAGAAUGGAAAAAUAGCUUUUGCCUAAAAUAAUGUGUGGUAAGUUUGCAUUUGUGAUCAACCUAUUCCAAAACAGAAUGUGAUAACAUUCAAAUUUAAUGUCUUACAAAUGCACCAAUUUUAUUCUGGUAUAUGCUUUAGAGAUAUUAUCUCAAAGGAUUAUCGAGGGUAUGUUUCAGAUUUAGGUCAUGGGUAUUGCAUCCAUUUAUAAUAGAUAUUAUUUAAUGUGUAAGGAUGGAUAUGUAUAUUCUAAUCAUGAUAAAGAAAAAAAUGAAUAACCUUUAGGAUUCAAAUUGCAAGUAAAUGACAUCAUUGAAAUAACUGUUGAUUUGAAGUAGUAGUUAAUAAAAUGGGAAAAUAAAAAAUCGAAUUAAUCAUAUGUAAUUUAGUAAUAUAUUAAUUUAUAGACUUUAACAAUUGAAACUAAUUAUGAAUUGUAUCCCUGCUUUAGAUUAGCUUCAUCAAAAGUUCUUUUAAUUGAAUGA
Molecule: messenger RNA, 1210 nt
Organism: Paramecium pentaurelia
Lineage: Eukaryota; Ciliophora; Oligohymenophorea; Peniculida; Parameciidae
Source: the annotation of a GenBank genome assembly